CUCGCGCAGGCGCGGUGCGUUGCUGUGGCCGGCCGGCCCCGCUGACCCUCCGACCCCGCUUGUCCCCGCGCGGCCAUGGCGGCCCUCCGGGUCCUGCUGGCGUCCAGGCUGGCGGCGAGCCCCCGCGGGCGGGCGAGCUUCCCGCGCGCAGCCCUGCACGGCUCCGCGCCGCGGCCAGGGCCUCGGGUCGCGCUGGUGCUGUCCGGCUGCGGCGUGUACGACGGGACCGAGAUCCACGAGGCCUCCGCGGUGCUGGUGCACCUGAGCCGGGCCGGUGCCGACGUGCACAUGUUCGCGCCCAGCAUCCCUCAGAUGCACGUCAUCGACCACACGCAGGGGCAGCUUGCCGAGAAGGAGACCAGGAACGUCCUGACUGAGUCUGCACGCAUUGCCCGUGGCAAGAUCUCAGACCUGGCGCAGCUCCGCGUGGCCGACCUGGAUGCCAUCAUCUUCCCUGGGGGCUUCGGGGCUGCCAAGAACCUGAGCACCUUCGCCAUGGAUGGGAAGGACUGCUCAGUGCACCGGGAUGUGGAGCGGAUCCUCAAGGAAUUCCACAAGGCUGGCAAGCCCAUCGGCCUGUGCUGUAUCGCGCCUGUCCUGGCUGCCAAGGUGCUUGGCACUGUGGAGGUCACGGUGGGCCAUGAGCAGGAAGAAGGUGGUCGCUGGCCCUAUGCCGGCACUGCUGAGGCCAUCAAAGCACUGGGUGCCCGGCACUGUGUGAAGGACGUGACUAUAUCCUUGGUGGGCCAGGCUGGGCUGGGGGACGGACGCGCAGAGGAUAGGCUGGGCUGUGAUUUUUCCCUAACACAUGCACGAAGCUCACGUGGACAGCAAGAACAAGGUGGUGACCACACCCGCCUUCAUGUGUGAGACGGCGCUGCAUCACAUCUAUGAUGGCAUCGGUGCCAUGGUGGCCGGGGUGCUGCAGCUCGCCCGCAAGUGACGUGUGUGCAGCCAGGACCCGUGCCAGCCGGCCUGUGCUCCGAGAUGGUAGUGAGUGCCAGAGAUGUGCCUUUGUAGAAGCAGCAAUUCAGGGCUGGUUCCCAUGGCCUGGUCCCUCUGCUCUGGCCCCUAGCCCUCAGCCACGGGACGUGUGCAUAGCCAGAGGGACAAUAAAGUGUGAGCCGAACUAUGA
Molecule: messenger RNA, 1135 nt
Organism: Suncus etruscus (white-toothed pygmy shrew)
Lineage: Eukaryota; Metazoa; Chordata; Mammalia; Eulipotyphla; Soricidae
Gene: GATD3
Product: glutamine amidotransferase class 1 domain containing 3
Exons: 6
Coding region: 76-870 (264 amino acids)
Cellular component (GO): mitochondrion
Source: RefSeq, a predicted model, not a curated record